AUGGAGCUUAAUGCGAGACUCUUGUCUAAUACAUGGUUUUAUUCACAGGACUACCAGGACGAGCUCGAAUUUGUGGCGUUUGGUGGAAGGGACGAACUACAAGACGAACUACAAAACGAGCAAAGAAGCGAUCCGUUUGUUGGCUGGCACGAGGAUCUGGGUGAGCAAUUUGGUCAACUACGAGAUUCGUUCUUGAACUGGCAACUGGAUUCGGGACACACUGAACAAGCCGAACCAAGCGGAGCUCAACUCCAACCUCAACUCCAACCUCAACUUCAACAGCUCCAAAUUUUUCCCGAAGACUUGGAAGAGCUUCCGUUGACUCAAAGCUGUACUCCUAACAGCGAAAACUCUAGCAAUAACUCUAUCGAUAACUCUAGAGAAAACUCUAUCGAUUCAAUGAUGGAAGAGAAUUAUUCAGACUGUUUCUUUUCCCAGUGCAAGGAUCCAUUUGAAUCUUUAUUGACUCCAAAAGACGAAGAUUUCAUCGAGAUCGAUGUUGAGCGGUCCUCACCGCCGUCAAUUUAUGAAGAAGAUGUAAAGCCUAUUGAAAAAGCUGAUAGAUAUAUUGAAAGACAUUCAGCUGAUAGAUUGAAGCAAUUGUUGAGAAAGCCACAGAAAAUGAUUGAGAAAAGUAGACGCGGUCGGCCACAGAACUCCCGUCCGAUCUCGCAGAAAGCUCAAAUCUCAAAGGAUUGGCGGGAAAAGAAAAAGCUACAGGAUCAACAAUUGCAGGACAAAGUGUGCAAGUUGGAGGUGGAGAACGGACAAUUAUGCAAGCAGAACACGAAGAUGAAGGACGAGAUUCGAGAGCUGCGUAAAAUGGUGGCCAAGCUGCAGAAAAGGACGGGA
Messenger RNA from Mesorhabditis belari, 852 nucleotides. The record is from the annotation of a GenBank genome assembly. Lineage: Eukaryota; Metazoa; Nematoda; Chromadorea; Rhabditida; Rhabditidae.